Messenger RNA from Triplophysa dalaica, 1354 nucleotides. It is a transcript of the gene rmdn1, whose product is annotated as regulator of microtubule dynamics 1. Lineage: Eukaryota; Metazoa; Chordata; Actinopteri; Cypriniformes; Nemacheilidae. Gene Ontology annotation, molecular function: microtubule binding. Bases 134 to 1027 code for a protein of 297 amino acids. The transcript is spliced from 10 exons. The record is from RefSeq and is a predicted model, not a curated record. Gene Ontology annotation, cellular component: mitotic spindle pole; cytoplasm; spindle microtubule.
GGGCGGAGCCCAAGACAAGUACACAACCUCCCAUUCUUUAUUUACAGUGUUAAAAUACUGAAGUAUGCAAAAGUGAAAUCUACACACACGAUCUGUGACCUAAAGAAAACACGCGUACAAGUGUUCGGCUGUGAUGGCGUUCGUGAGUUUAUGUGGAGCUUUCAAGCGGUUUGUGGCCAGAAGUGUGAAGAUCAGGAGGAUUCAUGAACGCGUUUGGACUCAUCGGAUCAGAACAUCAGGACGAGAAGCUUCAUUCAUUAUGGCUGUUGCUCCACUUUCAUAUCUGAUGUAUAAAAGUGUUACUCAUUUCCCAGCAGUCUCUGCGCUGUACAAAGCUGAAGAAGUUUUAGAACAAGCCGACUAUCUGUACAGCUGCGGAGACACACAGAAGCUUCACCAGCUCCUCGUGCAGUAUAAAGACAGUGAUGACGCAGAGUUUCUGUGGCGUUUGGCGCGAGCGUCGCGCGAUCUGUCGUUACUGACGAGCAUCAGCGCCCACGAGAAGAAGCGACUCACGUACGAGGCCUUUGACUUCGCAAACAAAGCUCUCGAGAAAAACGAGUCUUCGUUUGCGGCACACAAAUGGUUUGCCAUUUGCCUCAGUGACAUCGGUGAUUAUGAAGGAGUCAAAGUGAAAAUAGGAAAUUCCUACAUCAUCAGAGAUCACCUGAAGCGAGCACUUGAACUCAAUCCUAAAGAUGCAACGUCCAUUCAUAUUCUGGGUUACUGGUGUUUCGCGUUUGCAGAAUUGCCGUGGUAUCAGCGUAAAGUUGCAGCUGUGAUUUUUGCAUCACCUCCGACAGCCACCUAUGAAGAGGCUCUGGAGUUCUUCUUGAGGGCGGAGGAAGUCGACCCAAACUUCUACAGCAAGAACCUGCUGAUGCUGGGAAAGACCUACAUGAUGCUGAGAGACCACAAGCGUGCGGCCACGUGGCUUCAGAAAGUGCGCGACUUCCCCGCGCUCACUGAAGAAGAUAAACAGGUUCAUAAGGAAGCGCUGGAUCUUCUGAAGAAACUCAAAGGAUGAGUCGGGACACCUAAAUAAAGCUCUACAGACAGUGAAUGUGUUUGAUAUAAAUUUGUCAUUUACUAACAUCGUGUCAUUGAUCCUGAGGUUUUAGAUUUAAAACGAUGAAACAAACACGUUCUGCCUUUCUAUUACAUGAUUUAAAGCACUCGAUUAUAAAAGAAUCUAAUAUUAAAGUCAUGCAUAUGUACCUGUAAAAGACAACAAGCAAAGCUCGUUCAGGACGACUGGACAGACUUCUUAACAGUCAUUGAACUGGCAAACAUUAGAAACGGAUCAACCGAUCGAUCAAUAAAGAUUUAACAUGUGGCAAGAGUUUCUCCUGAA